Aphanomyces astaci is the source of this 1914-nucleotide messenger RNA. RefSeq lists its product as hypothetical. Bases 44 to 724 code for a protein of 226 amino acids. The transcript has 2 exons. NCBI's taxonomy places the organism in Eukaryota, Oomycota, Saprolegniomycetes, Saprolegniales, Verrucalvaceae. The record is from RefSeq and is a predicted model, not a curated record.
GCGGCAGGUGGAAAGAUUCAAGCAACCACGACGCUAGUGCACGAUGAGUACUUUGUCGCAAUGGGCCGAGGAUGACGACGCCGAUGAGGACGACAACAUCCUUUGGGACGAGUCCACGGAGGAGAAGUUGGCAGAGAAUCGAGGCGGCUUCCACCUGCGCAAGCAAAACAGCCAAGGCGGUGGCCUGCGUACGAUUCCACUCUGCAAGACGCCACCAGCAACAGACCCACGGCUCAUUACGAUGAGCCCACCGACAGCAAGCACACUGACGACACGUCUGGCACCGCCUGCGCCUGUCCAGGGGCUCUUGAAGAAGAAGGACGCAAAAAAGGCCAGCAAGUUUGGCCUCGGCGAGCGGCCACUCGGUUCGCCCAGCAAUGGGGCCCCUUCAGGUGCUCAAACUGUAAAACUGAAUGGCAGCUUUGGUGGUGGAGCAAAACGCAGAAGUACCAAGACCAAGUCGGGGGACAUUGGAUCCGCUUCCAGCGGUGGUGGCUCUGUGAGCAAUUCCGCCGCGCUGAAAAUGUCCGAGACCCCGGAACAGGUCCGGCGCUUCCUGCUCGCCGAAGUCAAACAAAUGUCCAUCGAGCGGCUUGUGGCCGACGCCAAGCGAUAUUUAUACUUGGAAGACUUUCAUCAAAAGCACACGGCCACAUCGCCACCAACACACCCGACGACACCGUCAACCGUUGCUUCCACAUCUGCGUCAUUGUCACCGAAAUAAAGGCCCUGCUAUUUGACACAUCCAUUAUGCUAAAUUCUAAACAGACGCCAACAUGAUGGGGAAAUUAUGGUGUCAUUAGUAGUGGAUUAGACAAUUGAGGUUGUGGAGGCUUUGCGCUGUGAGCUCGUAGAUGGUAAACGUGCAGCUGUGGGUGAGCAUCGAUUUGAGUAAGCUGGGAAUGGUGCCUUUGUACAGGCCGUAGAGGCCUUCGUGCCUGAAAAUAUCGCGACCGCAGUGCACGGCCGACGCGUAGGAAGGAAUAGUGUGGCCAUAGUCUGCAUGCCGUGGCACGCCUUGCAUUUGCAUGCGCUUCUUGAUGGUGUCCAGUGGAUACACAAGCAGUUUCGACACAAAGCCGGCGAUGGCGCCAUUGCCCACGGUUUGAAGCACCCAUCGAAACCGCGAGUGAGUCGCGCUGGCCGUUAUCUCGCUGAGCGUGGCGUAAAUGCCGAAACUCAAUCCCAUGUACGGGAUGAUCUGGGACACGGUCGGGCCGAGCCCCUUGUACAGUCCGCCUUUGAUGCCCUCGCGAUGGAUGGACACCGCGAAGAAGUGCCGCAUGUUGCGGUAGACCUUUGGGACUCCUUGGCUGGACAUCACUGUUCUGCAGCGAUCGAACGGAUACGUGGACACUGUGGCCACCACGCCGGAGGUGGCACCGAUGACGCUGUUCCACGCCCAAUGGUUUCGGCCGUCGCCGUCCAUGAGGAUGUUGUGCAGCGCUUGGUACGUUCCAAACUGAACGCCAGAGUACGAUACCCAUAGGAACGUUGCGGCAAUGUUGCCCCGCCAAAACGUGCGAAGGCCUUCUUCGCGGUAGAUGGUGGACAAUGCGUGGGCCAGGCCAGUGUAAUGUUUCGGGAAGUGCGUCGCAUUGGCGCCAACCUGCACUUGGAAUCGGAUCUUGAGCAAGUCUAGCGGCGCCGCAAUCACUCGAGUCAACCCGCCCGCCACAGCACCAGCCACCAUGCCUUCCCACGCAGACGGAGGAGGCGAAGCCAUCGAUCUUAUUCGUUCUUCUUGCUGUGCUUGGCGUCGCCGGGGGUGAGUUUUUCCUUGGGAACCGAAAAGAGGAAGGACGGAGCAAGGAUGAUGAGGAAACAGACCAACGCCACAGACAGAUUCAGCCAAACGUCUUCGUCGCGCAUACACGUUGAGGAGGUCGAGAGCUUCCGAGCCAGCGUUUCGAA